AUGCUUCGCUCUUCAAGCUACGUUAGUACUGGUAGAUUUCUUCAUGUGUCGGCCAGAAGGUCAGACUUUAUGUCGUGGUUUAAGCGGAAAGAAGAUAGCAAGUCGAACAAGACGAGUCGAAACACCAAAGAUGUCAUCGCGGAUAUUGAGUCUGGCGAAAACAAAACGAAGGGCUCAAGCAGUAAACUAAAGCUUACCGAGGACUCUUUUGUCGGAGAGGAGGCCGCUGCAGUCAAUCACGCAAAGCGUAAGGUACUCGUUGCCCAAGUUCCAUUCAAUAAAUGGCUUUCGUCUAAAAAGGUCUCUACAGCAGAAGCGCUUGACCAGGCAAUCAUUCAAGCUUUUAGUGCACUGAAUAGUGGGACAGCCAUGUCUAUCGAUGAUGAGUCUCUCGCUGUGCCUUUCUCCAAUCUGGUCAAUAAAUUUCAUUUCACCAAGUCUUUACAAGCGUCAACGGGGGUUUUAGUGCCUGACUACCAAUUGACACGAUUGAAAACACCUCUAGAGUUUCGCGAUUUUUAUUUAAGAGAGAUCGUUAGUGGUAAGCUCGCUAAAUAUAAAGAUGCUGAACCCGGUGCCAUUGACCUCGACAGCUCAUCGUACACUGCCGAAACCGUGCAUGUCGUCAAGCAGGUAGCACCCCAAGAACAGAGGAAAAAGCUGUCGAACAUUUUGUCAGAAGUAGAGAGUCUGGAUCGUCAAAAUGCUAGAGAAGCUUUGAAAAGUGCGAGACGAGUUGUUUGA
Messenger RNA from Lachancea lanzarotensis, 744 nucleotides. It is a transcript of the gene MRPL13, whose product is annotated as LALA0S02e01860g1_1. The transcript has a single exon. Gene Ontology annotation, cellular component: mitochondrion. Lineage: Eukaryota; Fungi; Ascomycota; Saccharomycetes; Saccharomycetales; Saccharomycetaceae. The record is from RefSeq and is a predicted model, not a curated record. The coding region runs from base 1 to 744 and encodes 247 amino acids.